Apis florea (little honeybee) is the source of this 2458-nucleotide messenger RNA. Its product is annotated as PPP2R1A-PPP2R2A-interacting phosphatase regulator 1. NCBI's taxonomy places the organism in Eukaryota, Metazoa, Arthropoda, Insecta, Hymenoptera, Apidae. The record is from RefSeq and is a predicted model, not a curated record. Gene Ontology annotation, molecular function: protein serine/threonine phosphatase inhibitor activity.
CCAACAAAUUCAGUGUGUUUCUUAAUCACGAAAGAUUUUUUCUAAGGAAGCAAAAGGAUCAUAGCUAAGUCUGACAUACGCAUGUUUCAUGAUAAGAAACGAUAGGUGUUUGACCGUCAAGCGAAGAAAUUAUAAUUUAAUUGUAGUUAGUGAUAUCGUUGAAGAAUUAGGGGUUAUGAAAUUAAAUCAAAUUAUAAUCUGUAACCCGUUUUCUGUAUAGUGAUUCAAGUAGAAAUUGAAAAUCAGGAAUAUCCGAAUUCAUUUCUGUACUUUACAAUUUUAUUCUCUUACUAUGUAUACUUUCAAUUUAAUGAAACUUAUAUUUUAAUAAGUUUUUUAUUUUAUUAUUUUAUUUUACAAAGUACAAUUAUAAAUAUUUCGCGCUAACAGCGCAUCAAAUCGUGAAACAAAAAUCGGAGCGGCAGAGUUUAAAUGAGAGUUCAAAUGCGGCAUCUUUUUAGUUCUCGUGCUAGAAAUCAAAAUUUACUAUUAUUGAAUUAUCGAACAGUAGAAAAAGAUAUACUAUAAAUUUAUUUUGUAUCAAAAAUUUAUUGUUGAUUUAUUUAGUCAACCAAUGUUGUACAUUUCCAAUGUAUUCUGAGUCCUUAAAAAGUAUCUCCAGACAAAUGUAUCAAAAAAUAGUCAGUCUGGAUGAUCAUGGACGUUGACUACACAGUAGUCAGUUUAAAACGAUCUAAUAGUGCACCCAUGAUCAAUAAGAUCACUGCAACAAUGUCUGUAACAUCACCUUCUGCUUCGGCACCAAGGAAUGUUCCUUCAAAUUUUAACAUAUUUUCAAAUUCACCUCGCAUACGACGCUUUAGCACUAGUAAUUCUGGAACUGUUCCUAGAUUAACACCACGUGUAAGUCAAUUGAGACAAGAAGAAUGUAUUGAUGUUGCUGGCCGUGAAGCAGCACAUGAAAAAGAAAUACAUAGUGCCAUGCAGAUCUCUCAAUCAUGGGAAGAUCUUACUAUAGAAGCUGAAGGAUUGUCUUUUAAAGAUUCAGAAUCAGCUUCAUUGCAAUUUAAAAUAGAAUCACGACCAAUUACUAAACGAAUUCUUGAUCCAUUGAGCAUCAAUUUAUCUGUAAGUGGUUCAACUAUGUAUUCUUCACCAUCACCAACAAGAACUGGUUUUGGUCAAAGACAAUGCUAUUCACCUGGUGUUCAUGCAGCUACAUGGAAGAAUAAUUUAUCACCUAGUCCCACUAGAAAAGCUUUUGCUACAAGACGAAGUCUAAGUCCUAUUGCAAUACGACCAAGUUGUUUGGCAUCAGUUAAGAGAAAAUUUGAAUUAGAUGAUUCUGGAAUGGAUCAAUUACAGCCUCCUGCAAAACGUAUCUCUGGUUUGUUAACUUCUGCUGCAUCUAGAUUGGAUGUGGCAAUAUCUAGUCUACAUCCAGGAACUAUUAGUUCAGCUGGAACUCCAGAAUCUUGUUCCAGUCUCGAUUCCCUUGGUUUUUCUUUCCGACCUGUGCAUAGUCCGUCACCCGGUCCAGGUGUUUCUUCAAUUGUUAAUGAUGAUCCAUCUUCCUCAUCAUCUUCGUCUUCCUCAUCUUCUUCCAUUAUCUCUUCUUGCACUACUAUUUCAUCAGAGGGAUCAAACAUACAAGCCAAAACUUUUAAGGAUAUACAAGAUAAACUGACUUCACAAGAAAAUAAUGAAUAAAAGAGUAUCCAAAAUAGAUUACUCUAAAAGAAGAACAUGUAUCAUUAUGACGAUAAACUUAUUCUUGUAAUACAAAUAAUAGUAAAAAUAAUCAUUAGAACGACUAAAUUUACAUAUUAAAUUUAUCGAUAGGUCGUUUUUUCACAUUUAAUAUCUAUUUUUCAUUCGGAUCAUUUCUAUUUAUUAAUUUUGCAUUGUAUAAAUUGUUAAAAUAUGAAUUAGUUGCAUAAGUGAUGCUUUCAUUUUUGUUAAAGUAUUUUUAAUAUUUAUAUCGUCAAAUUAAAUUGAAAUGAUAAAAUACAUAUAUAGAUACAUACAUAUGUGUAAUAUAAACGCAGUUCUAAGACCAAAGCGAAUUAUUUAGGAAAAUAUGCGUGCUUCCUACCUUUAAGACUGAAUUCUGCGUUUUCUAAAUACAUCGAAUCCAAAAGCUUUUUUUGCUUAAAAAGGAUACAUAUAUAUAAUAUUAGUUAUUAUUUUUAUGACACUUAAGCAUAUAUCAUUACAAUUGAGACUUUCUUGUCAAUGAACAACUUCGUUAAUGUAUCCUUUAUGCGAUUCUUUUUUUUCAAAAUAAGUAGAUAAAUAAGCAUAAGUAUAGUGUACAUCAAUAAUUCGUGCAUUAAUAGUAUUAUUGAUUCUAUGAAUCUCCAAUCCUGUAUAGUGUGUAAAUAAACUACCCAUAGCAUGUACUUUUAUUCUAUGUAUACAAUAUUUCUGAGAAUGAGUAAUGUACAAGAUGAAAAAGUACUUUUUGGGCGAAAUAAAUAUGAAAAAUCAAAUAAAA